Molecule: messenger RNA, 1716 nt
Organism: Aspergillus fijiensis CBS 313.89
Lineage: Eukaryota; Fungi; Ascomycota; Eurotiomycetes; Eurotiales; Aspergillaceae
Product: asparagine--tRNA ligase DED81
Exons: 2
Coding region: 1-1716 (571 amino acids)
Biological process (GO): asparaginyl-tRNA aminoacylation
Cellular component (GO): cytoplasm
Molecular function (GO): nucleic acid binding; ATP binding; asparagine-tRNA ligase activity
Source: RefSeq, a predicted model, not a curated record
AUGGCCACCAUCUAUAUCGACGAGGAUGUCGGCCGGGACGAGUCGACCGCGACCGGCACCGAAUCCGCUCCUUACAAGACUCUUGUCCACGCUUUCACACAGCACCCUCCCUCCGAAGGAAACCAAUACCUGACCCGCAAGUCCCAGACCGAGCCCGCCGAGGAGGGUGCCGACAAGCUCGAGUGGAAGCCCGCCACCAAGUCGGCCGUCAAGAAGGCCACCAACCUUUACGAGCAGCGCAAGAGAAAGGCCGCCAAGGAACAAGAGCUGGCAAUCCGCGAGAAGCAAGAGGCUGAGAAGCGCCAGGUCAUCCUGGAGGAAGCCAAGAAGGUCGUCAUCAAGGAAGAUACCUCCCUUCCCAAGCCCGUCAAGAUCCGCCUCGAUGAAACCGACCCCGCCGUCGUCAAGUUGGGAUCUCCCGAAUCCGAGGGCCCUGGUACUCGUGUCCGCGUUGUUGGACGUGUCCACCGCUUCCGCCCCCAGAAGGACGUUAUCUUCCUUACCCUGACCGAUGGUUCCGGCUACCUUCAGUGUGUUCUGACCGGUCAGCUCGUCAAGACGUACGACGCCAUGACUCUCACUCUCGAAACCUCCAUUGCCAUCCACGGUGAGAUGCGUGCUGUGCCCCCGAAGCAACACGCUCCCGACAACCGCGAGCUCCACGCGGACUUCUUCACCAUCAUCGGCCGUGCUGCUGGUGACAAGGAUGCCAUCUCCAACCGUGUCGCCCCUGACGCCGAUCCCCAGACCCUCUACGACAACCGUCAUCUGGUUCUCCGCGGUGAGACCAUUUCCUCGGUGAUGAAGGUGCGCGCUGCCACCCUGCGGGCUUUCCGCCAGACCUACGAAGAGAAGCGCAUGCUGGAGGUCACUCCUCCCGCCAUGGUGCAGACCCAGGUGGAGGGUGGAAGCACUCUUUUCAAGUUCGACUACUACGGGGAAGACGCCUACCUGACCCAGUCGUCCCAACUCUACCUGGAGACCUGUCUCCCCUCGCUCGGCGAUGUCUUCUGUGUUUGCCCCUCUUUCCGCGCUGAGAAGUCCCUCACUCGUCGUCACUUGUCCGAGUACACUCACAUUGAGGCGGAGCUGGACUUCAUCACCUUCACCGAUCUCCUGGAUCAUCUGGAGCACAUGAUUUGCCGUGUCAUCGAGAUCUUGCUAGCCGAUCCUGCCACCAAGACACUCAUCGAGAAGCUCAACCCCGACUUCAAGCCCCCCAGCCGUCCUUUCAAGCGCAUGCGCUACUCCGAUGCUAUUGAGUGGCUCCGUGAGCACGACAUCCCCAACGAGGAGGGCAAGCCCCACGAGUUCGGCGAUGAUAUCGCUGAGGCCGCCGAGCGCAAAAUGACCGACAUCAUCAACCAGCCCAUCUUCCUGACCCACUUCCCCGCCGAGAUCAAGGCCUUCUACAUGAAGAAGGACGAGCAGGAUCGCCGAGUCACCGAGAGUGUCGAUGUCCUGAUGCCCGGUGUCGGUGAGAUCGUUGGUGGUAGUAUGAGAAUGGACGACUAUGAUGAGCUGAUGGCCGCCUACAAGCACGAGGGCAUGGACCCCUCUCCCUACUACUGGUACACUGAUCAGCGCAAGUACGGAACCUCCCCCCACGGUGGUUACGGUUUCGGUCUCGAGCGUUUCUUGGCCUGGUUGUGUGCCCGCUACACCGUCAGGGACUGCUCCUUGUAUCCCCGCUUCACCGGCCGCUGCACGCCUUAA